Molecule: messenger RNA, 1200 nt
Organism: Penicillium hordei
Lineage: Eukaryota; Fungi; Ascomycota; Eurotiomycetes; Eurotiales; Aspergillaceae
Product: serine hydrolase domain-containing protein
Exons: 1
Coding region: 1-1200 (399 amino acids)
Source: RefSeq, a predicted model, not a curated record
AUGGACGCUAGUUUCCAAUCCGCUAUCGACGCCGGCAAGAUCAACGGCGCUGUAAUCUGUGCCACUGAUGCCGAAGGUCACUUCGUGUACAACAAGGCAUCGGGAGAGCGCACUCUACUCUCAGGCGAGAAGAAGCCACAGCAGCUCGACGACGUGCUGUACACAGCCUCGGCCACCAAAUUGUUUACAACCAUCGCCGCCCUACAGUGCGUCGAAGAUGGCCUCCUAACUCUAGACGGCGACCUGUCGUCCAUCGCCCCAGAGCUCGCUGCUAAGCAUGUUCUCACCGGGUUUGCCGACGACGGAAGCCCUCAGCUCGACCCACCAGCCCGCCCUAUCACCCUCAAAAUGCUACUCACGCACACCUCCGGCACCACCUACUUCUUCCUGAACCCGAUGAUCGCCAAGUGGCGCGCGCAGUUCGGCAAUCCCGAGAACGGUGACCCUCGUCCCGUCGAGGACUUGUUCAACUACCCGCUCAGCUUCCAGCCCGGUACCGGCUGGAUGUACGGGCCCGGUCUCGACUGGGCUGGUCGCAUAGUGGAGCGCGUCACUGGCGGCACGUUGUUGGAAUAUCUGCAGAAGCGUACCUUUGACCCGCUCGGUAUUACAGAUGCUCAGUUCUAUCCUGUUACCCGCGAGGAUCUGCGAGCACGUCUCGUCGAUCUUAACCCCAGUGACCCCGGUGCUCUUGGUAGUGCUGUGCUCGGUGGUGGCGGCGAUAUGAACUUGCGAGGCCGUGGUGACUUUGGUGGUCAUGGGUUAUUCUUGACCGGAUUGGAUUUUGUGAAGGUUCUGCGCUCGCUGUUGGCUAAUGAUGGCAAGUUGCUCAAUGCUGCUACCGUCGACAAUAUGUUCCAGCAACAUCUUGGCCCAGAAGCGGCGGCUAGCCACCAAGCUGCGCUUGCUGGUCCUAUUGGGCCCUCCUUCCGCGUUGGGACUGAUCUGGGUUCGAAGGUUGGGCAUGGGUUGGGCGGUUUGCUGACACUUGAGGAUGUUGAUGGUUGGUAUGGUGAGCGGACGUUAACUUGGGGUGGUGGCUUGAGCCUUGCUUGGUUUAUUGAUCGGAAGAACAACCUCUGUGGUGUCGGUGCCAUCCAGGCUGCGCUUCCGGUUGAUGGAGACUUGCUGGCCGAACUGAAGCAAACCUUCCGCCGUGAUAUUUACAACAAAUAUACCGCGUGGAAGGAUCAGCAGUAG